AAACAAUAUUCGGGUAUGGAUAUUUUUCCAACAAUCACUAUUUCGCAUAUGGGAUUUGGGGAUGUGUAUCUAAUCCUGAAGUCAUUUUUUUAUAGAUUAAUGACGAAAUGUAGUGCGUAAUUGCUGGUGAAAAUCCGGCAAUAUCUUACUCCCGCGACCUUAUAAAAUAAGCGAGAGCGCCAAGCUGAAAGAAUAUUAUCUUUUUUUUUUCCGAAACAUUAUGUCCCGAAAAAACAUUAACAUGGAAAACCAAGAGAGCUCCGCUAAUAUAGGAGUCGAAAGCCCGAAUACUCCUGAUGAUAACAAUAUGGAGGAGCACCCAGAGGAAUCAGAUACAGAAGGUCCAUUUGAUGUGGAAAAUAUCACUGCUGACGAUAUUUACAAAGUACAACUGAGGCGUAACAGAUCCCUUAAAUCCCUUGCGUUGAGUAUACUAAAAUAUCUCCCAAAAGAUAUUCUUUGUGAAGAACCAGACUUUUCAUCUAUUAAAUCAAAUGAUUUUAUCCAGGAUUAUGAAGAGUGUCAAGAAUGUGAUAAGCCUAUUUUAUCAGAAGACCCACCUAAAUCGCUCGUUUUAAAUGUUUGUGGCGAUAUGAUCCAUCAGACUUGUGCGGGAAACCCUGAUAAGAGGGGAGUAUUAUUGUGCCCAUGUGGCGUGAGUGAUGAUAGAGAUCCGUCAUUGCUUUCAGAAGAAGAAAUAAAUGUGGACGGGAACGAAGAAUCAGCUCGGCCAGAGGAAACCAACUCAACUUCCAACAGUGGAAGGAAGAAACGGGCUAAUGAAGAUACGGAUUCUUCAGCUAGUCAGAAAUCUAAGAAACAUGUUCAACCGGAAGUCUCUAACAUUUUAAAAAAGCUUAUCCAGGAGUUAUCUUCCGACACUACUCGCCUUUCAGAAAUUAAAGAAAAGAGAGCACUUUAUAGAGAAGCUGUACGUGAAGUUGAGAGUGAUCAAACCCUUUUUGACCUAUAUUGAAAAAUAUCCAGGAGAGGAGUGAAAAGGCGCGUAAUGAAGUGAUCUUUGCAUACUACUACUUUGGGGAGGAGUUAGAGAAACAUCUCGCUCAUUAUAGGAAAACUAACGAAGAACAUGAAGCAAAAAAGAAGCUCUAUGAUGCGGUUAAAGAUCAGCUUCCUAAAGAGGUUACAAAAAGUGCUGUCCGAAAGAAAGCAAACAGGGCCGGGAAGGUUUAUGAUCUUUUUUUU
Molecule: messenger RNA, 1206 nt
Organism: Rhizophagus irregularis DAOM 181602=DAOM 197198
Lineage: Eukaryota; Fungi; Glomeromycota; Glomeromycetes; Glomerales; Glomeraceae
Source: RefSeq, a predicted model, not a curated record